AUGGGGUCCCGCUCCUACUCCAACCUGCUCGACCUGGCCACCGGAGCAGCAGACCAGGCGCCGGCGGCCGCCGCGAUUGGCGCGCUCCGGCGGCAGCUCCCGCGCGUGGUCACCAACCCCGGGUUCAUCGACGACUCCCCGGCGUCGCCGUCCACGCCGGCGCGGCCGCGCACCAUCAUCGUGGCCAACCAGCUCCCCAUCCGGUCCCGCCGCCCGUCGUCGCCGGAGGAGCCCUGGACCUUCGAGUGGGACGAGGACUCCCUCCUCCGCCACCUCCACCACUCGUCCUCCCCCCUGAUGGAGUUCAUCUACAUCGGCUGCCUGCGCGACGACAUCCCGCAGGCCGACCAGGACGCCGUCGCGCAGGCGCUCCUCGAGACCCACAACUGCGUGCCGGCCUUCCUGCCCACGGACAUCGCCGAGCGCUACUACCACGGCUUCUGCAAGCAGCACCUGUGGCCGCUCUUCCACUACAUGCUGCCGCUGUCCCCCGACCUCGGCGGCCGCUUCGACCGCGCUCUGUGGCAGGCCUACGUCUCCGCGAACAAGAUCUUCGCGGACAAGGUGCUGGAGGUGAUCAACCCGGACGACGACUUCGUGUGGGUGCACGACUACCACCUCAUGGUGCUCCCCACCUUCCUGCGCAAGCGCUUCAACCGCAUCAAGCUCGGCUUCUUCCUGCACUCGCCGUUCCCCUCGUCGGAGAUCUACAAGACGCUCCCCGUACGCGAGGAGCUCCUGCGCGCCCUGCUCAACUCCGACCUCAUCGGCUUCCACACCUUCGACUACGCGCGCCACUUCCUCUCCUGCUGCGGCCGCAUGCUCGGGCUCUCGUACGAGUCCAAGAGGGGGCACAUUUGCCUCGAGUACUACGGCCGUACGGUGAGCAUCAAAAUCCUGCCCGUGGGAGUGCACAUGGAGCAGCUCAAGACGGUGCUCGGGUUGCCGGAAACCGAGGCCAAGGUGGCUGAGCUGAUGGAGAUGUACUCUGGAAAGGGGAGAGUGGUCAUGCUGGGCGUCGACGACAUGGACAUCUUCAAGGGGAUCAGCCUUAAGCUGCUUGCCAUGGAGGAGCUGCUGCGGCAGCACCCUGAGUGGCGGGGGAAGCUGGUGCUGGUGCAGGUCGCCAACCCGGCGCGAGGGAGGGGGAAGGACGUCGCCGAGGUGCAGGCGGAGACGUACGCCAUGGUGCGGCGCAUCAACGAGGUGUAUGGUGAACCGGGGUACGAGCCGGUGGUCCUGAUCGAUGAGCCUUUGCAGUUCUACGAGCGCGUGGCGUACUAUGUCAUCGCCGAGGUGUGCCUGGUGACCGCGGUCAGGGACGGCAUGAACCUGAUUCCCUAUGAAUACAUCGCCUCCCGGCAAGGCAAUGAGAAGCUGGACAGGAUGAUGCGGCAGGGGAAGCCAGAGGAGAAGAAGAGUAUGCUGGUGGUCUCCGAGUUCAUCGGAUGCUCGCCAUCUCUGAGCGGCGCCAUCCGGGUGAACCCGUGGAACAUCGAGGCCGUGGCAGACGCCAUGGAGACCGCCCUUGUGCUGCCUGAGAAUGAGAAGAGGUUGCGUCACGAUAAGCACUUCCGCUACGUGAGCACCCACGACGUUGGGUAUUGGGCUAUCAGCUUCCUCGAGGACCUUAAGAGGACCUGCAGUGAUCAUUCUCAGAGAAGGUGCUGGGGCAUUGGCUUCGGUCUGCGGUUCAGAGUGGUCUCGCUCGACCUUCACUUCAGGAAGCUUUCCUUGGAGAGCAUUCUUAUGGCAUACCGGAGAGCCAAGACACGGGCAAUUCUGCUAGACUACGAUGGCACGCUGAUGCCACAGGCGAUUAACAAGAGCCCCUCCACCGAAUCUGUUCGGAUCCUCAACAGCUUGUGCGGAGACAAGAACAAUGUGGUGUACCUAUGCAGCGGGUAUGACCGGCGCACUCUUCAUGAGUGGUUCCCUUGUGAGAACCUUGGCAUAGCUGCGGAGCAUGGCUACUUCCUGAGGUGUAAGAGGGACGCAGAAUGGAAGACCUGUGUCACUGCUACCGACUGCAGCUGGAAGCAGAUCGCCGAGCCGGUGAUGUGCCUGUACAGGGAGACGACGGAUGGCUCAACCAUCGAGGACAGGGAGACGGUGCUCGUCUGGAACUACGAGGACGCGGACCCUGACUUCGGCUCAUGCCAGGCCAAGGAGCUCGUCGACCACCUUGAAAGCGUGCUUGCAAAUGAGCCUGUAUCAGUGAAGACCACGCCUCACUCUGUUGAAGUGAAACCACAGGGCGUGAGCAAGGGCUUGGUGGCUCGGCGCAUGCUGGUGUCGAUGAAGGAGCGGGGCCAGUGCCCGGACUUCGUCCUGUGCAUCGGCGACGACAGGUCCGACGAGGACAUGUUCCAGCUGAUCGCCGGCGCUGCUUGCGGGGACUCGCUAGGGUCCAAGGCGGAUGUGUUCGCGUGCACCGUAGGCCGCGAGCCCAGCAAGGCCAGGUACUAUCUCGACGACGCGGCGGAGGUGGUGAGGCUGAUGCAGGGGCUUUCCUACGUCUCCGAGGAGCUUGCCCUGGCAAACCACCGGGAUGAAGACGAGGACUCUUCUCUGGACGUGUGGGAGUAG
Miscanthus lutarioriparius is the source of this 2589-nucleotide messenger RNA. Lineage: Eukaryota; Viridiplantae; Streptophyta; Magnoliopsida; Poales; Poaceae. The record is from the annotation of a GenBank genome assembly.